AAUUAGUUUGUUAUUGAAUAUAGAGUUUAUAUUCUUCCUUAUUUAUAAUUUGUUCGUUCAUAAAUAAUAAAUAAAUAAAAUAUUUUAACAACAAAGAAACUUCUGUUUAAACUACUUCCGGCCACGUUACGGGCUGACGUCAUCAGAGUGCGUCGGACUGUUGACAUUAAAGGAAAAACUAACGAAGAAAAUAACGAAGAAUAACGGAUUAAUUACCGGAUUAAUUACCGGAGGAUUACCGUCAGAGUACCGGAGGAUUUACCGGAGGGGUUAACGGAGCUGCGCCGGUAGUCUGAGCUCGGCUCCCAGCAUGCACCUCUUCUAGCACACAGCAUGAGAGGCGAUGAAGAGGCCAAAGUUCGCCGGAGUCUUCCUCUUCGCUGGCUUCCUGCUGGCUUACCUGAUGUUUGUGAAGCGUCACUACGCCUCCACCAAUCCCCAAAGCUACAGACAGCCCCCCCACCUGCAGCAGCCCCCCCACCUGCAGCAGCCCCCCCACCUGCAGCAGCAGCCCCCCCAACCCGACCCCCCCACAGGAACCACCGGCUUCCAGUAUGGCAUCAUGUUCGACGCUGGGAGCACUGGGACCAGAGUCCAUAUCUUCAAGUUCCAGACAGACAGCAGAGGAGCUCCUGAACUUUCCCAGGAAACGUUCAGAGCCAUCAAACCUGGACUGUCUGCCUACGCUGACGAUCCUCAGAAGUGCUCCUCAGGUAUAGCAGAGUUAUUGGAGGAGGCCCAGAGGAGUGUCCCCUCCCCUCUCUGGACUAGGACUCCUGUGGUGUUGAAGGCGACGGCUGGUCUGCGUCUGCUGCCUGGAGAGAAAGCUCAGCUGCUGCUGGACACUGUGAAGCAGCUGUUUAUAGAGUCUCCCUUCCUGUCUACUGAGGACAGCGUCUCCAUCAUGGACGGCACUGAUGAAGGGAUCUCUGCCUGGAUCACCGUUAACUUCCUGACUGGAGGACUCCACCAGUCAGACUCUCCCACUGUAGGGAUGCUGGAUCUCGGAGGAGGAUCCACUCAGAUCACCUUCAGCCCUCAGGACGAGAAAACCAUCCAGACCUCACCGAUCGAGUUCAUCAGAUCCUUCCAGAUGUUCAACAACACACACACCGUCUACACACACAGUUAUCUGGGUUUGGGUCUGAUGUCAGCUCGGCUCUCUGUGUUAGGAGGCGUGGAGGCUCUGCCCUUGGGGGGCAGCACCCAGCUGGUCAGCCCCUGCCUUGCUCCAGAGUACUCAGGCAGCUGGGAGCACGCUGACGUCCUCUACACCGUCAGGGGCCAGAAGGCAGGUGAACCGGUGUAUGAUGCGUGUCGUAUUAAGGUGGAGAAGCUUCUCUACAGGAAAGUGUUUAAAGCUUCGGAGGCUGCAGACGUUGAAUUCUACGCUUUCUCAUAUUAUUAUGAUCGAGCUGUAGACCUGGGACUCAUCGAGGAGCAGACAGGAGGAAGCAUCAGAGUGUCAGAUUACAUCGAUGCUGCUAAACGAGUGUGUAGUUCUCCGUCUCCUCUUCAGAGUCCGUUUCUGUGUCUGGAUCUUGUUUACAUCUCAGUGCUGCUGCAGGAACUCGGCUUCCCCCCCACCAAGUACUUCAAGCUGGCGCGGACCAUCCAGCAGGUGGAGACCAGCUGGGCUUUAGGAGCAACGUUUCAUUACAUGGAGACUCUGAAGAGAUCCUGAUGAUCCAGACGCUGCGCUCCUAUUGGCUGAGCUCAGCUAGGUGUUGCAGACUCCGGACUCUGAUUGGAUGAACAUUCAGCUGAUCAUUGAUGAAUGAACCAAUGGUUGCAGCCAAUCAGAGACACUCCUGCAGCCAAUCAGAGACACUCCUGCUCCUCACCUGCAGGUGUCAAGUGAACCUGACCGUCCAAUCAGACGCUUCAUACACAGUGACCUCAUAAACACUCCAGCAGCAACGUUUACAUCGUCUUUAUAUUUAAUCUGAUUUUAAUGUUUGAAACUCCAGACUGUGUUUAAUGUGAUGCAACAGUUAAAGAGUGAACUGCUCCUUUAAUGCAGAAUAUUAUUAUUAUUAUUAUUAUUAUUAUUAAAGGAAACCAGUGAAGUAUUUUAAGCUGUAUUUAUUUGAGCAGAACGUUUCCAUCUCUCCUCUCAGCUGAGCCAAACGACAGCCAUGAUUGUUUCCUGCUCUGAUAAUAAUAAAGACGCUGAUGAUGAUGAUGAUGGUUACA
Messenger RNA from Scomber scombrus (Atlantic mackerel), 2196 nucleotides. RefSeq names its product ectonucleoside triphosphate diphosphohydrolase 6 (gene entpd6). Gene Ontology annotation, biological process: nucleoside diphosphate catabolic process. The record is from RefSeq and is a predicted model, not a curated record. Bases 344 to 1684 code for a protein of 446 amino acids. NCBI's taxonomy places the organism in Eukaryota, Metazoa, Chordata, Actinopteri, Scombriformes, Scombridae. Gene Ontology annotation, cellular component: membrane; Golgi apparatus. The transcript has 13 exons. Gene Ontology annotation, molecular function: UDP phosphatase activity; GDP phosphatase activity.